This is a messenger RNA of Leguminivora glycinivorella, 3608 nucleotides long. Its product is annotated as syntaxin-binding protein 5-like. The transcript has 17 exons. Gene Ontology annotation, biological process: regulation of exocytosis; regulation of protein secretion. The coding region runs from base 738 to 3563 and encodes 941 amino acids. Gene Ontology annotation, molecular function: syntaxin binding; myosin II binding; GTPase activator activity. The record is from RefSeq and is a predicted model, not a curated record. NCBI's taxonomy places the organism in Eukaryota, Metazoa, Arthropoda, Insecta, Lepidoptera, Tortricidae. Gene Ontology annotation, cellular component: plasma membrane; SNARE complex; cytoplasm.
AACUCGUGAAGUUGAUUAAUCGAACGAAGUAAACAUAAGAACAUUUAAUUUGACUCGGCUGGCUAGGGGCACAUCUCGAUAUUUUGACGGUUCAGGUCAAACUUAGAGAUAAAUUCUUGGUACACCUUAGUUAGUAAAGAAUAUCCGACUCGAUUCAUUAUUCUCGAGUCAUUAAAGUAUCGAGUUGGGUCGAGCACUGUCUUGGCUGUAUAUUAAUGAUUCUCGUUUUGUUUGCGUUGCGCGCGCCUCCAGCGGCCUCAGUUGGAACUAGUUAUCAAUAUCAGCUGUUAGACCACCUACGCCUCCGCAACACGGCCUGUAUGCGCAAUAUGCGCUUAUCUCUUUUCCGCUUGCGGCAGAGACAUCGAUCGUUCGCGCCGCGCUCUCUCCUGCCAGUGUGAUCGCCUUCGCGGGCAGUUCGUGUGACGGCGUGUCAGGCAGUGCGCCUGUGCUGCGCGUUAUCGAUCCGCCAUCGGCGCCGCAUUGCCGUACAUUCCGGAGGCGGUGCCUCGCCUAGUUUUCGUCGAUCGUCGUGGUCUUUGACGUGGCGGGCGCGUGUCGGCGUCGGCGGCUGCCCGGGCGGCCCUGCGCAGUAGCGCGGCGAGGAGCGCGGGAGCGAGCGACCUUCCGCCAAAACCGGCUCGCGGUCCGCGGCGGAGGCACGGCUGUGAUGUAGCCGCGGCCCGCGCUAGCGGCCUUCGGACAAAGGAUCCGCGCCACUAGAGGCACUUUUCGCGAUGAAGAAGUUCACGUUCAAGGGCGUGCUGGACGGGUUCCGCAGCAGCGUGCAGGCGGCGCCGCGCGGGACCGAGCAGGAGAUCCAGGAGACUCUGCGGGCGGACCACUUCCAGAUCAAAAAGACAUUUCGGCACGGGUUCCCGUUCUCGCCAACCGCGCUAGCAUGGGACCCCAUACAGAAGCUGCUGGCCAUCGGCGACAAGGGCGGCAACCUCAGAAUUCUAGGCGGCCCUGGCGUCGACGCGCAUGCGCGGCACGAGGCGGGGGAGGCCGUCGUCCGCGCACAGUUCCUCGUCAACGAGGGGGCGUUAGUCACAGCCACUGCUGACGACCAGCUGCACCUGUGGACCUUCAGACAGAAGAGCCCGCAGCGGGUACAGAGCCUCAAGUUUCAGAGAGAGAGAAUAACAUGCCUGCACCUGCCGCUGCAGUCAAAAUGGGUGCACGUGGGCACCGAGCGCGGCAACGUGCAUGUGGUCAACAUUGAGACGUUUGCGCUCAGCGGCUACGUCAUCAACUGGAACAAGGCGAUCGAGUUCACGAGAACGAAUCACCCGGGAGCCGUAGUGGAAAUUAGUGACAACCCUUUAGAUGCCAAUAAGUUGCUAGUGGCCUUCGAAACUGGACUAGUAGUGGUCUGGGACCUCCGAGCCAAGGCGGCAGAAUGGCGCGGCUCACUCGGAACCCCUGGUGAAGGAAUCCGCGCGGCGUCUUGGCAACACGAUGGGAAGCUGAUGACUGCUCAUGUGGAUGGGGCGUUAGCGGUGUGGAGCACGCGACAGCCUAGGCCCACAUCACUGUCCUAUCCUCAUGCGAAAGCGAACAAAGAUGGAAAACUAGAACCUUGUAAACCUAUACACAGACUGGAAUGGAAAACGUCAAAAACAGGGGAAAGUUUAGUAAUAUUCUCCGGCGGAUUACCAACAGACAAGGCAGGCCGCACGCACAGCAUCACAGUCCUAAACGGAAAGAGCACAACGGUCUUAGAAAUGGAGCACAGUGUGGUCGAUUUCGUCACGCUCUGUGAAAGUCCUCAUACGGCUGAUUACCAAGAGCCGUACGCGAUCGUGGUGCUACUCCAGAACGACCUGGUAGUAAUAGACCUGCAGACGCCAGGAUACCCCUGCUUCGAGAACCCUUAUCCCAUGGACAUACACGAAUCCCCCGUCACGUGCUGUUCGUACUUCGCUGACUGCCCUUCAGACUUGAUCCCCGCGUUCUACUCGGUGGGUCGGCAAGGCAACAAGAAGGCGACGGGGUUCAGCGAGAAAGAGUGGCCAAUCAACGGGGGCGAGUGGGCGCCGGCGUCCUGCUCUUACAGCGAGAUUAUACUUACAGGGCAUCAAGACGGUAGCAUAAAAUUUUGGGAUGCAAGUGCAGGAACUUUACAAAUUUUGUACAAAUUAAAGUGUUCUAAAGUGUUCGAGCGGCGCGGCUCGGUGUCGGGCGGGUACGGCGGCGGCAGCGACGACUCGCCGCUCGCCAUCCAGCAGGCGGCGCUGUGCGCGGAGUCGCGGCGUCUGUGCGCGGCGCUGCCGCACGGACACGUCGUGCUCUUCAAGUUCCGCAAACAGGACACGCACGCCGAGACACACGUAUUAGAAAUCCCAAUGAUAACGGAUUCAUUAGAAGAGGAAACGUCACCAGAGCCUGACGGCAGCCGCUCGGCGUCUUUCAGUCGUGGCGGAGACAGUAUAGAAGGAGAAAGUAGGAGAAGUGGCGUGUGGGCGGGCGGCGGCGGCGGACUCAUAUCGCUGCGCGUGCGCGGCGCCGCGGGCACGGGCGGCGCGCGCCGCCCUGCAGGCUUCCAGGCCGCGCUGGUCGCGCUGCAGCAGGGCGCGCCCAGCCCCAUCACCGCUCUCACCAUCAACUCCUCCUAUGGCUUGAUGGCGUGGGGCGGCGAGCGCGGCGUGGUGGUGGUGGACGUGUCGCGGCGCGUGGUGGUGGCGGCGCUCGCCGCGCACGCGCUGUACGGCCCGCUCGACCCCUGGGGCCGCCACGCGCACGCGCACCCGGCCGAGCGCGCGCGCGAGCCCAGCCUGGACCAGCUCUCGGACGCGCACGCGCAGGCGCAGGCGCAGGCGCAGCAGGCGCAGACGCAGCAGGCGCAGACGCAGCAGGCGCGCUCGCCGCCGGCCGCCGCCACCGCGCCGGCCGCGCCCAGCCCCGCCGAGCCCGACGACGACGAGCGCCCCCGCCGCAAGUCCACGCCCUGGAAGACCUUCAACCUCAAGCGCCAGAUCUCCAAGGUCGACCUCAAGCUGAAGGCGGCCUUCGCGGUGCCCUCCGAGCCGAACUUGGAAGAGAAGACGGAGGAGCCGGCGGCCGCCGCGCAGGCGAGCGACGCGCCCGUGGAGAGGGCCGAGAUCGCGAUAGAGUCGCUGGAGGAGUCGUCCGCGAGCGAGUCGCCGCGCUCGGACGAGGAGGGCGGCGGCGACAUGUUCGAGCGCAUGCACCGCGAGCUGCAGGAGCGAGCGCAGCCGGACGUGUACGACCGCAUGCACUCGGAGCCGCAGGAGCGCUGGCAGGAGCGCGACGAGGCCGCGCGGCCGGACUCGCUGGCGCUGGAGCCGCCGGUGCGGCCGCCGCGAGCGCGCGAGCGGGACCAGCGGCUGCUGUCGGUGCCCAACAUCAAGUACGGCAAGAAGACGGAGGUGAAGGACCUGCGCCGGGCGGGCGCGGCCAGCGCGAGCGCGGCGCCCCCGACGGGCAUCGGGAACCUGAUGCGGCGCUUCAGGGAGUGUGUAGCGCGGCUGUGCCGCGCGGGACAGCAGCAGCAGCGGGCGCCUGCGGGAGGUACGAUUACAACACGGUCACAGUACUAACGGCACUACUAACGAGGCACAGAGAUCACUAGCUCGUGCAGGUGU